This is a messenger RNA of Brassica napus (rape), 1385 nucleotides long. Its product is annotated as alkane hydroxylase MAH1-like. Lineage: Eukaryota; Viridiplantae; Streptophyta; Magnoliopsida; Brassicales; Brassicaceae. The transcript has a single exon. Gene Ontology annotation, molecular function: iron ion binding; heme binding; oxidoreductase activity, acting on paired donors, with incorporation or reduction of molecular oxygen. The record is from RefSeq and is a predicted model, not a curated record. The coding region runs from base 400 to 1272 and encodes 290 amino acids.
ACCAAGAAUAUUAUGAAUAUUUUACCAUUUAAUGAGUGUCAUUUUUGUGACUUUCUCCUUUUAUUGCUAUUUUUGAGACAAAAACUCAAAAUGUGCUAUUAUUGACAAUUUCCCUUUAAAUAACUUACUCGUCAAGAAAUAUUUAACUUAUGUCUUUGCGCUGGAUGCUUUUAACGUGAUUUUUGCAUGUAGGAUAGAUCACUCGACAAUUCAGCUCCUUCUUACGAUAAUUGUUAAAUCAAAUUAUCGGCAUAUGGUUAUUGAAAUACAGACACGCUAUUUCCGGACAUAUCUCCAGUAUGAAUUAAAUGGUAAAUCCUCUAUUUAUAUAUCAUAUGUUUAUAAUUCAACUUCCUUCUUAUGCUCUCUUCUCUGCACAAAAUCAAACAUCUCUAGUUAAUGGCUUCGAUCGGUUUAUUUGAAGCAUUCCUAGCUUUGUUUUGCUUUCUUAUCGUCAAUUAUUUUCUCAACAAGAAACCCUUUGAUUUCUUGCACAUCAAGAAAACCCUUCAAAGCUACCCCUGGAACUGGCCCUUCUAUGGGAUGACUCCAGGUUUGCUUGUGAGGAUCCACCGGAUAAACGACAGCGUUGAGGUUCUCGAGAACUCUAACAUGACGUUCCCAUUCAAGGGUCCAUGGUUUGCUGGGAAGAAUGUAUUAAUCACAGUCGAUCCAGCUAAUAUUCAGCAUAUAGUGAGCUCAAACUUCUCCAACUAUAUCAAAGGUGCAGAGUUCCAAGAGAUCUUUGAAGUUUACGGAGACGGGAUAAUCAACUCAGACGCCGAGCGAGCUAGCAAGCUGAAGAAGUGUUAUCAGGCCCUACUCCAUCAUCAAGGGUUUCAAAAGGAUUCAAUGAGCGUCACAACAAGCAAGCUCAAGGACGUGUUAUUGCCUCUUUUCAAUCAUUUUUCAGAGGCAGGAACGGUCGUGGACUUACAAGAUGUGUUCCGGAGAUUCACGUUCGACACUACCUUAGUUACGAUAACUGGGUCUGAUCCUAGAUCUCUCUCCAUUGACAUGCAUGAAAAUGAGUUCGUUAAAGCAUUAGACGAUGUUGCGGAAGCGAUUGUGUAUAGGCAUUUUACACUAAGAUUCAUGUGGAACCUCCAAAAGUGGAUAGGGUUUGGACCAGAGAAGAAGAUGGUAGAAGCUGAUGCAAUAAUUGAUCGUGUUUGUGCAAAAUAUAUAUCAGCUAAGAGAGAUGAGAUACAACAAGGGACACAAGAUGGAGCCACUUCCUGGUUUUAUUUUUCACAUGAAGCACGGUCUUAAAGUCACAUUUAAGAAAAGAUGCUCUACUUAAAAAUUGAAAUAAUGAAUGCUUAAAAUAGAUGUUUUAGAAGCUCUCAAAACUUGUAUAAAAAUAACAAGGUAAUGGUGUUUCA